This is a messenger RNA of Suillus plorans, 1005 nucleotides long. RefSeq lists its product as uncharacterized. The transcript is spliced from 2 exons. NCBI's taxonomy places the organism in Eukaryota, Fungi, Basidiomycota, Agaricomycetes, Boletales, Suillaceae. The record is from RefSeq and is a predicted model, not a curated record. Bases 1 to 1005 code for a protein of 334 amino acids.
AUGUCUUCUCCAUCUCACUCUCAGCCCAGUAGUCCUUCCCGAGUCUCAUCUCCUCCUCCUCCUCCUCCCAGCAGUUCUCCCAGCCCCCCAAGUCCAUCAAAUAGCCCUCCAUCUUCUCCUCUGUCCAGUGGACGUGCUACCACUCCUGAAAUGUCUCUUUUUUAUUCUAGCUCCAAGUCAGGGAGCUCUCCUAACACUAUGAAUUCUGACUUAUGUACUUCACCGCUAAGCACAAGGUCAGAAAGGACACCUGGGAGUCCUGCCAAAGAGACGGAUAGCAUAUUUUUUGAUCCGUCUAGGCCUCUGAACCCUGAACGUGCUGCUCGACGGCGGUUCAUACAAGACAGAAUGAAGAGGAAGCAGCAUCCAUAUUCUGUAUAUUCAGCUCCAAUCGAGGUUCGUUAUGCAGCUCGUGUCAUGGGACGCGACCGCGAUCCAUAUGUAUCAUUCGAAACACUUCUCCAGCACUUUGGACUUUUAGAAAAUGGCCUCGCGCAACUACGUUCCUCGACCUUAUACAAAGGGUACAAAGCCAAGCUUGCUGCUCGUGAGACUGCCCGCCAGCGCCUGGUGGUGACCGCGUGGGAAAUUGAGGAGUCAGAGUGCUUCACUGCAUUCCUUGAUGCCCUGCAUAAUGAGAACAAAGAACGACUUGGAUUUGCAGACAGGGAGUUGCAGAGUUUUAGGAGCAUUUUUUCUGACCGUGGCUGCAAGGAGGUUGAGGACGAUAAAGAUUAUCUUCAAGCCAUCUAUGAAGAUGAAUGCGAAGUCCUUCAUGUUACCUCAGCCCAAGCUGAACAGAUUUCAAAGAUCUUGGGUUCACGAACCAAAGAUGCGUUUUUGCAAUCCGGACCUACGGACUCGCGAUCCCGGCUCCCUAGCCUUGAGAUCCACAACAGCGAUGAUGAUGAGAUCGUUCUGGAUGAUUCUUCGGACUCAGAUUCCGAUGAAGAAGAGUGUCUCGGGGCACCAGUGGGGGGCGAGGCGCCCCAUGAUGCGAACUAG